Molecule: messenger RNA, 984 nt
Organism: Podarcis lilfordi (Lilford's wall lizard)
Lineage: Eukaryota; Metazoa; Chordata; Lepidosauria; Squamata; Lacertidae
Source: the annotation of a GenBank genome assembly
AUGGCUGGGAUAUACAGCUCCACUCUGAAGACCCUGGAAGACUUGACCCUGGACUCCGGGUAUGGGGCUGGGGACUCCUGCCGCUCGCUCAGCCUCUCCUCUUGCAAGUCCAACUCGCAAGCCUUCGCGUCGUCUCAGCCCAGGGGCAACUGGUGGUACUACUCGGGCUCCAUGAACAGUCGCAACAACAGCUGGGACACCGUCAACACCGUCCUGCCCGAGGACCCCGAAGUGGCGGACAUCUUCUCCAGAUGCGCCAAGCUGCCCGACCUGGAGGAAUUCCCUUGGACGGAGGAGGACAUUGGGAAGAUCCUCAGGAAAGGGAAAGCAGGAGGAGGGACCAAGAGGGACUUCACCCAAGAAGCGGUGCGGAGGUUGUCCGUGUUACUGCGGAGACCCUUGAUCCGGAUCUCCAGGGAGGCGCAGCGCCUGAGCGUGAUGCACUCCAAGUGCACGCGCUUCGAGAUCCAAAGCGCCAUCAAGCUGAUCCAGAGCUGGUCGUUGUCCGAGAGCUGCGUCCUGGCCACCGUCAAGGCGCUCUCGCUCUACAGCAUGAGCGCCGGCGACGGGCUGAGGAAGGGCAAGUCGGCCAGGUGCGGCCUCACCUUUUCCGUGGGCAGGUUCUUCAGGUGGAUGGUGGAUACCAGGAUCUCGGUGAGGAUCCACGAGUACGCGGCCAUCUCUUUGACGUCCUGCAUGGAGAACCUGGUGGAGGAGAUCAAGGCCAGAGUAGUGGCAAGCCAGAGCCCCGACGGAGGCGGAGGGGGAAGUGAGAUCUCCGCAGAAGUUCUGGAGAUGGUUAUCAACAACGAUGCGGAGCUUUGGGGAGUGCUGCAGCCCUAUGAGCACCUGAUCUGCGGGAAGAACGCGAAUGGUAAGGAGCAGAGCUGUCAAUUUAGCAAAUCCAAUGGGCCCGAUCGGUACUGUUUGCCUGUCUUCUUACUUUUAUGCUGCUUCCUUGCCUGGUUGGUUUUUGUGUUCUGA